AUGGUGAAGCGCACAAGUCACAUUGAUGCCCAGGCCUGCCAGACGAAAAGGCGGCGAGCCCAUUCUAUGCCCUUAAUUGGAGAUUGCAUGUACCAGCUGGCGGAGGAGCUGAGGAGCUGCGAUGGCGUAGUGGUUAUAGAUCCACAGGCGUGCGUCGCGCUCCGUGAGGAGGCUGCGGCAUGCACUGCACUAGAGGCUCUCUCGUUGCUCCUCUUGGAUAAUUCCAGUGAGCAACGCACAGAUGGCAUGCGGGCACAUCGCCUAACGUGGUGGGGCAUUGGCGUUCUGCGCAGCCAGCAGAGCGACGUGGCCUACAACUGUGGAGAAGAGGGCGUAAGUGUUCUGUGGAACGUUGUCCCUGUUGUCCUCACUGUGGUGCCAUGGCAGGUGGAGCUUCCAUUGCGGCUACGGGAUCUUGUGCUUUGCCAGGGACACUUUGCAUCCAUCGGGGAGUGUGAUUACGGAGACAGCGAUGUGGGCCCCGUCCCGGACACCUUCGUGACGCGCGAGGCGGUGACCUUGCUCUGUGGGCUGCCACGCUGCCGUAUACAAGCCAUCUCCGGCCGCUUCCCUCUCUUUCGUCGGGUCGCACCUUCCUCUUUUUCGGCGGCGCCUCGAGGGGUCUUGGCAACGGAUGCGUCCUGGUCUCUGGUGUCCCCACGAGAGGUCUCCGCUGCUCAAUGCGCAGCGGCUGCGCAGCGGCACGCACGUCGACUGACGCCUUUUUUGGUGGGUGGCUUGUCGUCUCUGAUGGAAUCCUUUGCUUCACGGAAUGACAGGUCUGCGCCGGCGGAGUGCUGGAUCGCUGUGUGUUACCCAGAUGGACUGCCGCGUGCAGAGGCAGUGCGUGACGAGACUGACAGUGUCUGUUGUAAUACCACCAACACCUCAGGAGCCGUCCCCAUGCACGUCGCCAGUGUACACCAGUCUGAUGAUUUCUGUGAGGCAGCACCGUUUUCCCUUCUGCCGUCCCAUCUGCUGUGCCAGUCGCUGCACGUCGCGGUUGGAUGGCAGAAGAUUUUGCCCUCCUCACGCCCAUUGGCAGCGGAGGCGCUUCAACGCCUGUGCAGCCUUGUUGAUCGCGUUGCACUCCGAACAGGUCAAGGUGUCCCACUCACAUUCCGGACAACCCGGUGUGCCGCUCAGGAGACGCGCACUGUCACCAUGACGAUUCAAAAAGCGUCCAGCAUGUGA
This is a messenger RNA of Leishmania braziliensis MHOM/BR/75/M2904, 1194 nucleotides long. RefSeq lists its product as hypothetical. The transcript has a single exon. Lineage: Eukaryota; Euglenozoa; Kinetoplastea; Trypanosomatida; Trypanosomatidae. Bases 1 to 1194 code for a protein of 397 amino acids. The record is from RefSeq and is a predicted model, not a curated record.